AUGAGCGACUUCGCCAGGGAGGCAUUCACCUUGUUAGGUUUAGCAAUUAUAAUUAUCGGCCUUCGCACCGCUGCACGAUGGUACAUGGUCGGGCCUCGAAACUUCCAAGCUGAUGAUUAUCUAAUGCUACUAGCGUGUGUGGUGUACGGCCUUGAAACCGCUGCAGCAUAUAUUGUCGGAGCGUGGUUCGACGGACUGGCAAACAAUUCCAUGACCGAUGAACAACGGGCGAGUAUAUCUCCACACUCCAAAGAAUAUCAUUUACGUGUUGGCGGAUCAAAGGUUCAAGUGACUGGCUGGUCCCUGUAUACUCUUUUGCUAUGGCUGCUCAAAACAUGCCUGGCUAUCUUUUAUUCUCGAUUGACAAUGGGGUUGUUUAACAUGAGAAUCCGAAUACAUCUUGCCUACGUGUUAAUAGGCUCAACAUACAUUGCCACUGUUUGCUCAAUCCUGUUCGGCUGUCACCCUAUGCACAAAAAUUGGCAGAUAUAUCCAGAUCCGGGAAACGUUUGCCAGCCUGCUGUGUCCAAGAUUGACAUAUACGUGACAGUAAUCCUUAAUGUCAGUACAGAUAUUUAUCUGAUCAGCAUUCCAACCCCGGCAGGUCCUAACGGUGCUGAGGCGGCAGGCAGCUGGGCUUGUCGCGAAACAUUUGUCGCUGUCGUUAUUGGAAAUGUGCCAAUGAUAUAUCCACUUUUACGGCGCCUCGUUCGUCGGCAGGGGCUUUUUUCCAUCAGCAAUGGUGAUUCAUACGAGCUUUCUGAAGGAUUUACUGCUAGCUCUUCAAGCAAGCGUAAGAAGAAGUUCCGGCAUCCCUUGUCGUUGCCAACGGAGAUUCAGUGGAAUACGGCCAGCGACGAGCAAAUGAUUUUACCUUCUUCUCAUCAACCACUGCCUACAUAUAAGGGGGAUGUUGGAGACUGGGACACGAGCAGUCAUCCUAGCAACAGUGGCAGUAUCAAAGUCGUACAAGGAACCAUCGUGCACAGCGCGGAGAGGGAUCGAUGA
Talaromyces atroroseus is the source of this 1008-nucleotide messenger RNA. RefSeq lists its product as hypothetical. The record is from RefSeq and is a predicted model, not a curated record. NCBI's taxonomy places the organism in Eukaryota, Fungi, Ascomycota, Eurotiomycetes, Eurotiales, Trichocomaceae. The transcript has 5 exons. The coding region runs from base 1 to 1008 and encodes 335 amino acids.